This is a messenger RNA of Protopterus annectens (West African lungfish), 5965 nucleotides long. Its product is annotated as zinc finger protein 569-like. Gene Ontology annotation, biological process: negative regulation of transcription by RNA polymerase II. Bases 262 to 1926 code for a protein of 554 amino acids. Lineage: Eukaryota; Metazoa; Chordata; Ceratodontiformes; Protopteridae. The record is from RefSeq and is a predicted model, not a curated record. The transcript is spliced from 7 exons. Gene Ontology annotation, molecular function: DNA-binding transcription repressor activity, RNA polymerase II-specific; zinc ion binding.
UGUGGGUUGUGGGUUUAAUGUUGCAGUUUAUUUAUUCAGUUCUCUUGCAUCUAUGUUGAUUCUGUACUGUGGAUACCAGUUCUACAGGGCUUACACUGACAGAGUUUGAAAUAAUACAACAAAGCCUUCUUUUCUUAAUUUAGGUAGGAUCUUCCCAAAAAGACCUGAGCAAACUGAGUGCUGACGCAUGGACUUUUAAGAUCUCACAGACUGAAGCUGGAGCACAUAAGACAGGAAACAGACUUCAAAUAGAAAGUAGAGAUGCAGAAUCAGUGUACUAUAAAAGUGAGAGCAGAGCAGUGCUGUGGGGUGCACAAAAAAAGACUGGAGCUGUUUUGUCAGGAGGAUGAGGCCUUUAUUUGUGUCCUUUGUGCUCCCAGACAUUCCAGCCACAGUUUUCUGUCCCUGCAUGAGGCACUCAGUGUGUAUAAGGACAAGCUAAAAACAGCCUUAUCAUCCCUGGAAUUAAAAGUCAGGCAUCAUAAAGAUCUGCAGAAAUUACAUGAGAAGGAACUCCUGGACAUACAUGAUGAUGCUUAUAGUUUGGAAAAAUACAUCAUAGAAGAGUUUACAAAACUGCACCUGUUACUACAUGACUGGGAGCAAAAAUUACUGCAACAGCUUAAAAACAACAAAGUGGCAGUUCUGAAACAGAAGGAAGACAACCUUGAAUGUACAAAAUGUGAUGCUGUGGUCACCAGUGUGAAAGUACCCAAUGGCAGCUUGGAGUUCAGGAAGGAAAUAACACUGACUGUGGAAGAGAUGAAAGAAAAUGCUGAAAACCUUAAAAAUUAUGUUACUGCAACAUGUAAAGCAUUGUAUGAUAAGCUGGAGCCUGUAAAACUGGAAACUGUUGGUUUUCUAACUGCUCCAGAAACCUUUGAGGAUGUUGCUGUCACUUUCUCAGAAGAAGAGUGGAAGAUGUUAAGAAAACAAGACAAGGAGCUUCACAGAGAAGUGAUGGUGCAGAACUAUGAAACACUGAUUUCAGUAGGAUACAAAGUCCCUCCUGAUAAAUUGUUGUUGCUGCUUAAAGAUGCUCAUGAUAAACUGUUAAAUGAUGACGUAGAGGGUAACAACACAGAACAGAAGGAGAAUCCUGAAGAUAAGCUCAACAGUUUCAGGAACAGAGACCGCAGUGUGUUUUGCAAUCAGCAGCCAUCACUUGGGACAUCCCAUCCUCAAGAGAACCUACAGCAGUCUGAUGAGCCUGGGAAGGAUUACAAGAAACUUCAUCUUUCUCCUGGUUUGCAGCAUCACUUGGGUCAUAACUGGAUCAAGAGCUCUGAAUGUGGCAGUGCAACAUCCUCAUUGCAUCACUCUAGACAGAAAUCACAGCAGGGUGCGCAGCCUGUGAACAGGUACAACAGGGUUCAUCUAACUACUGCCCCAGAGUUUCAUUUAGGAUGUAACUGUAGCAGCAACCCUAAGGGUAACAGUGAACCCCCCCUUAUACAGCAUUGUGCCCAGCAUGUGUUGGACACUGACAGGCAUCUUCCCCCUGUUGUACCACAGCACCAGUCUGGACAUAAUUGCAGCAAGAGGUCUGAAUGCUAUACAUGUCUUAGUAAAAAGAAAAGUGCAGUGAUUUAUCAGACAUGUCACAAAGGAGAGAAGUCAUAUAAACGCACUGAAUACAAUAAGCAGUUUAUGUGUCAAAGUCAGCCUGUCCACACAGUGGAUACUCACACAUGGGGAAAAAGAUAUAGCUGUCCAAAAUGCAGUAAGUGUUUUGCACAUAAGUAUCUACUCAGAAAUCAUCAAAACGUUCACACAGGUGUGAAGCCGUAUAAAUGUGCUGAAUGUACUAAGUGCUUUGGAUGGAAAAAGAACCUUGUAGCUCAUCAACAAAUUCACACAGCAGGAAAAUUGAAGCAACAAGAAAAUAUCAACUUGUGGGAGGAAUGUGACAGAACUUUAACAUGAGGGAGUUAUCAACUUGUGGGAGGAAUGUGACAGAACUUUAACAUGAGCGAGUUUGCAACUAUCUGGCACUAGAUGAACAUUUAGAAAUACAGCAUGAGGAAAUGAGAACAGACUGUAGUAAAGAAUAUUUUAGAGGACUAAAACUAACUUUGAAAACUGCCUUCACAUCUAGGAAUAAAAUUUAAGGUAUAAAUCGCCUUGAUCUUCCUAUUGUUAAUUAUAGAUUAGUCAUGAUUUACAUAUUUAUGUUGCUGAUUUUUACAAUAUUACUAUAUUAAUGUCUGUUCAUGUUAAAGUUUUAUUUACAUUGCUACAUAGGAGACUAUUAAUUUUUUUAUUAAUUAAUGGAUUAAUUGACUAUGUCAUUUUAUAUAUAGGAAGGAAGUGAUGUAAGAUGUUCGUUUGGUCUGAAGAGGCAUCUUGUUUGAUGUGAAAGUGCUAACCUUUAUUAAAUUGUGUUUUAUUACCUCUGUCCUGUUUCUUCGCAACAUUUUUUACUUUGAUACUUGGAUUUUGAUUUUGGUGUAGCUGAAGUUUAUCCACAGUGGCAUCUUUUUAUAUCUUUGUAUUCUUGUUUUGUUGGUGGUUAUACUGUGGAGCAUGGUAGAAGGUAACCAGAUAGAUUUGGAUUGCAUACCAAAAACUAGUGGAAUUAAUAAUGGAAUUUCAACUACAAGUCUAGAAAAACUAUUCCAUAUGGAGAAGAAUCCGUUGUUAGCCUAUGAGAUUUCACAGGAUGAAAAAAUAAGAAGUGAACAGGUACAGUUUGAAAAGCUAUUUUGUAAAAAUAUACAUGAACUUGAGAAUGACUUGCAUAAAUAUAAAAAAUUACAAUCGCAAAGACUGCAUUUUGAAGCCUGCCUCUCGCAUAGAAUCAUUCCAAGGGGUCUGAGGAUCCUUUAAUAUGCCAGCAUCAGGGAAUACAUAUCCUGAUCCCCUGAAGCGCUGGCAAAAACUGAACCUUGAGACAAGCUCUAAAUAUCUUGCUUUGUUUUCAACCCAUGGAAGAUACGUUAUUGCAAGAUAUUUAUCAGAAACAGUCAAUGCUAUAUAAUAUGGUACCAGUGACUAUUUUUGACAAAGCAUUAGCAAGUGUUUGUGACAAUGUGACUUCAUUUGAACAUCAUCUUAUUGUCACAAAGAAGAAAAAACUAGACAGAGACUUAGAGAUUUCUCUAUGGCCACGUACUUAUGCCAGUAUAGUCACUGAAGGUAAUCAGAGUUCAGCUCUCUGGUAACAGAAACUCAAUUUAAACAUUGGAACUGUUACAAGGAGAAUUGCAGGCUCAGCCAUUAGAGAUACCCAUGCAGGUGAACUCGGUGACUGAGAAUCAAAGUUCACAAUCUAGUAUUACUUUAAGUAAUAUUAUUACUACAACACAAAUCAAUUCAACUGAAGAACAACCAGUGGUAAGGAGAAAAGAAAAAGAAAACAAAUGAAUGGGUCACAGUUUUUUUCAUCUCCCCCUCUUCCGAUUCACAUAAUGGAAGCUACCGGACGGAAUCAUUCAGUGAGCAGAGGAAGAAAAUGGAGACUUCAAUCGUGACAACGCAACUCAAAUCAAAGCAUAAAAUGAAUGUGGGAACAGCGGACAUGCAUUAAUUUUUAAUUUAUUCAAGGGAAAGCUUAUGGUGCAACAAGAAGCUUUAUUACAAUGAGGACUUAACAUUUAUACCAGCUUCUACAACAGAGUAUGUUACCACGAUGUUGGACAUUAAAGAAUUUGCACGGAAUGUCAUGCUUAAGGUACUGUUUAAAAACAAGCAAGUUAAUAGUAGUUUUAAGAAGCCCAGUACUUUCAUUCCUGAACUAAAUGCAGCACUUGACACUUUUUGGAACAUCUGUGAAGUUUAAUUAAAACGUUUAGUUGAGUGUAAAAGUCAUCAACAUAGUAAACAAUUCUAUAAUUUAAGUAAUGAAGAAUAUAAAGUGUUAACUGAUUUAAUGGAUGAUGUUAACAUAACUGUCCGGCUAGCCGAUAAGGGAGGAGAGAUUGUUAUUUUUGAUUCUGACCAAUAUGUUACAGAUAUGAAGGAUAUGUUGAAUAACACUGAAGUUUAUAAAAUAAUAACACUUAAUGAUAUUGAUUUAUUUUGUUGUCCGGUAUACAAGUCACUAUUUGACUGUUACCUUACCAAUCUUAUUUUUAAGCAAUUAUUUGAUUAUUUAGUGGUAAAUUAUCCAGUUGUACCUAUAAUUCAAGGCCAUCCCAAAUUGCAUAAAAAUGAAUAUAAUCCACCACUAAGACCUAUAGUGGCUGGCCAAGGGUGGCUGACUCAAUCAUUAUCUAUUUAUGUAGAAAAAAAAUCUAAAACCUAUAAUAGAUAAAGCACCACAGAUAUUGCAUGAUACCAUGCAUUUUGUUAAAGACUUGUAUAGUUCUGUUGUAGGUCAGGAUUCUGAACUUGUUGAUAGCUUUUUAGUAACCCUAGAUGUCAAUUCUUUGUUUACGGUGAUACUGCAUUCUUAUGGGAUUGAAGCAGUGAAAUGUUAUUUACUGAAAAAUCAAGCUUAUGAAGACCACCAACAUAGAUUUUUAUGUAUGUUACUUGAAUUAAUUUUAGAAAACAAUGUUUUUCUAUUUCAUAAUUCUUAUUACUUAGUUAUUUGGCAUAGCUAUGGGCACCCCGUGUGCCAAUAGCUACGCCAGUAUGGUUUUAGCUCAUUGGGAGAAGGUGUUUAUUUUGAAUAAUACAGAUUUUGUUGGAUAUAUUUAUUUAUAUAAAAGAUCCAUAGAUGAUUUGGUGUUAAUUUGGACAGGUUCAUUAGAAUUAUUACAUCGAUUUUUGAUGUUUAUUGACACUACUACGAUUUUUUUAACGUUUACACAUUCUACUGCAUAUAGUCGAGUUGAUUAUUUAGACAUUACUAUUAAAAAAGAUGUAAACUGUUACUUUACUACAGAGUUAUAUAAGAAGUCUUGUUGUAGAAAUGUUUUAUCUAUUGAUAGUAUGCAUCCUUUGCACAUGUAUAAAAAUAUAAUAAAGGGUCAAGGUAUGCGAAUUUCGAGAUUGAACAAGGAUGAUGAGAAAUUUCAAGGUGACAUUGAUAUUUUUAAAAAUGAACUGAUAAAACAUAAAUAUAGUAAAAAAGAGGUAGAUAUGGGUAGUAAUGAAGUUGUAACUCUUAAGAAAUACUAGAGCCAAACCAAAUAUGUCUGAAGAUAAUUUUAUUGAUCGAGCUGUGUCAGAUAGUAAUUAUAAUGAUGGUACUGUAGCAGUUAGACUUUAGUCUUCUAGUAAUAUUAAUAAGGUAUGUUAGAUAAUUAAAAAUUGGUUUAUAUUACAGUCAGAUAAAGAUAUACAAGACGUAGUUGUACAAAGAUCAAGGUUUGGAUAUAAAAAGAAAAAUUUAAAAAGAUUAUGUAAUACUAAUAACAAACAUACUAAAAAGUUAGUGAGUUGGAAUUGUUUACCAUGUGGUUGUGGUGCCCUAGCUGCUCAGAACAUUUUUAUUCAUUCUAAAACUCAUAGGAAGUAUACAUUUAAAGUAACAGCUAGCUGUACCACUAGAAAUUUGAUUUAUUUAGCAGUAUGCAACGUCUGCAACUCAUUCUAUGUUGGUAUGACUAACUGCUCCCUAAGAGAACGUGUAAGGAAACAUCUGUUAGCAAUGAAAAAUGAAGAUAUAGAGAGAAGUGCAUUAGCUAAGCAUGCAGUUUUAUUUGAUACACCCCAUGAUUUUAGUUUUAGAGUAAUUGAAUGUAUAGAUCUAGGUCCUAGGUUGGGUGAUGUAAAAAAUUUUACCGAGCUAAGAGAAUUGAAAUGGAUACUUCUGCUACAGGCAGAUCUCCCCCCUGGACUUAAUGAAGCCCUAUCUUAAAGCAAGACCUUUAAAAUAAACUAAAUAUAUUUAUGUUACUGAUCUUUACAAUAUUACUUUAUUAAUGUCUGUUCAUGUUAAAGUUUUAUAUAUAUUGCUACAUAGAAUAUUUGUUAAUUGUUUUAUUGAUGGAUUAAUUGCCAUAUACAGGAAGUGAUGUAAGAUGUUCAUUUGGUCUGAAGAAGCAUCUUGUUUGAUGUGAAAGCACUAACCUUU